Molecule: messenger RNA, 2410 nt
Organism: Megachile rotundata (alfalfa leafcutting bee)
Lineage: Eukaryota; Metazoa; Arthropoda; Insecta; Hymenoptera; Megachilidae
Product: myotubularin-related protein 9
Biological process (GO): phosphatidylinositol dephosphorylation; negative regulation of autophagy
Cellular component (GO): cytoplasm
Molecular function (GO): protein phosphatase binding
Source: RefSeq, a predicted model, not a curated record
GAUACAGUUAAGUGUGUACAUACAUAUGAUUUUAUGAACCGAAAUAUAUAGGGAAGUUUACUGAUAUGAGUAACUGUAAUCCGUAUUUAGUUACUGCUUGUAUGUAGCAUGGAACGAAAGAACAGUUAUGCUGAACUGUCAAGAUAAAUUACGUUUUGUGAAUAUUGCGAAUUAAUAGUUGAAGCUAUUAAUCAAAGCAUAUAAUGGAACUUGGUGAUUUAAUAUUAAUUCCAAAUCUUGACAAUGUUGCAUUAAUAGACAAAAGCGAUGGAAAUAAUAAAAGCAUAGAUGGAACUUUAUGCAUUAGUAGUCACCAUCUUCUUUGGUCUUCACGGCAAGACAGUGAUCAAGAACUUUGGCUGUUGUAUCGAAACAUUGAUCUUAUAGAGAAAAAAUUAAAUACCCAAAGCCCUGGUGGUAGCAUUAUACUAAAAUGUAAAGAUUUUCGUAUCCUUCAAUUGGAUAUUAAUUCAAUGGACGAUUUAAUGAACGUUGUAUUAUCCAUAGAAAAAUUGACAUCUCAAGAGCAAACUUUACAGUAUCCUUUUUUCAAUAGACCACAAACAGUUAAUAAUACUAUGAUACAAAUAGAAGAUGGUUGGACCGCAUUUGCUCCUGUAUCAGAAUGGUCUAGACUACUAACUGCACAUGGAGAUGAAUGGCGCAUCAGUUACUUAAAUAAAGAUUACAAAGUUUGCAAUUCUUAUCCAUCUGCUGUUAUAGUACCGCGUCAUGUUGAAGAUAAAAUUAUAAUAUCCUCUGCUAAUUUUAGAGAUGGAGGAAGAUUUCCUGUUUUAUGCUAUAGACACGAAGGAGGGAGUAUUUUAUUAAGAAGCAGUCAGCCAAUGUGUGGUACUAGUGGUAAAAGGUGUAAAGAAGACGAAAGGUUAUUAAAUGCAGUGUUAGGUCCAGGAAGACGUGGUUAUAUAAUAGAUACAAGGUCUGUCAGUCAAGCUCAAAAUUCUAGAGCCAAAGGAGGUGGUACAGAAAUGGACGCGGCUUACCCGCAAUGGCGAAAAGUACACAAAGCGAUUCCACGACCACACGAUUUAGCAGAUAGUUUUUUUAAAUUGAUAGAGGCCUGCAACGAUAUUACGUGUUCUACCUCACAAUGGAUUUCGAGACUUGAUAAUUCUGGAUGGCUAGUUGCUGUACAAAAUGCCUUAAAUGCUGCUUGUGUAACUGCACAGUGUCUUCAUCAAGAAGUUGCAGCUGUAUUAGUUCAUGGAAGUGCUGGUAGAGAUUCUACUUUGGUGGUAACAAGUUUGGCACAAGCGAUAUUAAGUCCAGAUUGUAGAACAGUACGUGGCCUUCAGGCUUUGAUCGAACGUGAAUGGAUACAAGCAGGCCAUCAAUUUUUCACUCGCACACGUCACGGACCAUAUCAUUCAUCGAAUUCGCAAAAUUCCACACAUGCUCCGACUUUUCUCCUUUUUCUCGAUUGCCUUUAUCAGCUCCAUUAUCAAUUCCAAUUUAGCUUCGAGUAUACAGUAGAUUUAUUGAUUGAACUGUACAAUCAUGCAUACUGCUCUAACUAUGGAACUUUCUUAGGGGAUUCAGAAGCAGAAAGAGUUAAUCUUAGAUUAUCAGAACGAACGUGUAGUUUGUGGUCGUAUCUAAAUCAGCCAGAAAUAUUGGAAAAAUGGUUAAAUCCUCUGUAUGAACCAAAUUCAGGAGUUAUUUGGCCAAGUGUUGCACCUGUUAGUAUUCAGUUGUGGAAAGAACUGUAUCUUGCUCAUACUAGCAUUGCUCCAUGGAAGGGUUUAUUGUCAUGCAUAAAACAAAUUAAACAUAAUUAUAUGGCAGUACGAAAGGUUGCUAACCAAUUGCAAAUUCAAAUUAGACGAGCAAUAGAAGAAAUGCGUUCCAAUCCCAAUACAUGUUACGAAGAAGAAAUACAAGAUGAACAUACUUGUCUAGCACAAUUAAGCUUGGAAUCCCAAAAUACUUGAUUAUUUUAUAUGAUAAAUCUGCUUCUAAUAAUAACUUAAAAAUGACGUAUAUAGAAAAAAAUUCAUGUUUAUGAAAUUUUAUGACGAUCUUGAAAACUAUUUACAUGAAAAACAAGAUUAAAAGAGAGGUUAAGGAUUGUGUUCUAUUACCGGUUAUGCGAAAGAGAAAUUGGAGGGGAAACGAGGCAGGUGUUCAUACACAAAGAAAAUGAAAAGAAUCCUAGCAACAAACACGCUUGGAACUGGACAAUCUUUCGUAUAUUUUCUAAUUUUGUACAAAAUUUGUAUAUAUAAAAACAACUUCAAAGCAAUGAAAACACAAACAGAAUGUUUCAAAUUGUUUUAAUGUAAAGCGAUAGUACAUUAAAGUUUGAUUAACGCUUUGAUCUAUAUAUGUAUAUGUAGCACACAACGAUACGAAAAGACAGCUAUUUAUAUUAUAACUACAAGACUUAACA